AUGCUUUGUUUGCUUAGCUUCCAUACCACACUCACUAUCCCCGUGGGCUUGAAUUUUCUCGGGAAUAGCUGUCUAGUCGCUACCUACGAUCCUAACAGUACUACCGGCAGCAUUUACGGAACCAAUCUGAAUUUGACGCUUGACAUUCUAUAUUCGAAUGCAUCUCGAACAGACAUAAAUGGUUUCUAUAAUUUCAGUGCUGGCAACGACCCUUCAAACACUGUCUAUGGCCUCUUUCUCUGCCGAGGAGAUGUCAACACUGAUGUUUGCCAAGUAUGCGUACGAAAUGCCAGCAUACAAGCACUUCAGGUGUGCCCGUAUCAAAAGGUUGCUAUUGUUUGGUAUGAACAGUGCUUCUUACGCUUUUCCGACCAGACAAUUUUCUCCAAGGCUGCUUUCACACCUGGUUAUUCUUUGUACAAUCCACAGAAUAUCACCGGAUCAGUAUCAUACCAGUUCGGAAUGGACUUGGGAAAUUUGUUGAAUCAAGCUGCAAAUCAGGCUGCAGAUGACACCUGGGGCAAAAAGUUUGCUGUUCAAGAAGGCAAUAUUUCUUUACAGAGUGCGGAUCAAGCUGCGGAUAAAGCUCGGAAUUUGUAUACUCUUGCAGAGUGCACACCAGAUCUAUCCGCUUAUGACUGCAAAAGUUGCCUCAGAAAAGCUAUAGAGGAACUUCCCUCAUAUGGAUUCUUUGGUGGUAUUCCAAUAGGAGGAAGAUUACUCUUUCCAAGCUGUAGCGUUAGGUAUGAGCUCAACCGCUUCUACAAUACUGUAUCCUCUGCACCACCGCCUAUGCCAAACCUGUACGUUCCUGUUGGUCCUCCUAAUUCUGCGCCAGCGCCUAAUUCCAGUAAAGCUUUUCCGAUUGCUGUCCCAGUAGUCGUGGUUUCAAUCGUGCUAUUUAUCAUGGCUUUGGUUUUCCUGAAAAGAAGAUCGAGGAAGAGAUAUGUUUCUAUGCCGCUGGAAGCAACUGAUGGAGUUGCUGAAAUCUCAACAGCCGAAUCCUUACAGUACAGCUUAUCUGCAAUUCAAACUGCCACAAAUAAUUUCUCUGUGGCUAACGAAAUUGGCGAAGGUGGAUUUGGUCGUGUAUACAAGGGUGUACUUGCUAAUGGACAAGAGGUAGCAGUAAAGAGGCUGUCAAGAAGCUCAGGGCAAGGUGCAGAAGAAUUUAAAAAUGAAAUUGUAGUAGUCGCAAAGCUUCAACACAGAAAUCUAGUUCGACUAUUGGGAUUUUGCUUGGAAGGAGAAGAAAAGAUACUCAUAUAUGAAUUUGUUCCCAAUAGAAGCCUUGACUACUUCCUCUUUGAUUCAGAAAAGAAACGACCACUGAACUGGUCAAAACGUUACAAGAUCAUUGGAGGUAUAGCAAGAGGACUCCUCUAUCUGCACGAGGAUUCUCGUCUUAGAAUUGUUCAUCGCGAUCUCAAAGCAAGCAAUAUAUUGUUGGAUGGAAAUAUGAGUCCAAAGAUAGCAGAUUUUGGCAUGGCAAAGAUUUGUGGAGUUGAUCAAUCUGUAGGAAACACAAAUAGAAUUGCUGGGACAUUUGGUUACAUGGCUCCCGAAUACACAAGGUGUGGCCAGUUCUCCGUAAAGUCAGAUGUAUUCAGUUUUGGGGUUGUAAUUUUGGAAAUUAUCACAGGCAAGAAGAACAGUAGCUUCUACGUGUCUGAAGAUUCUGAAGGCCUUCUAAGCUAUGCUUGGAAGCAUUGGAGAAGCGGCGAUCCUUUAGCUCUUUUGGACUCAAGUAUUGGAGAUUCUUAUAUCAAAAAUGAAGUCAUUCAAUGUGUCCAAGUAGGUUUAGUAUGUGUUGAAGAAGAAGUCAGCAAAAGACCUACAAUGGCAUCCGUGGUCCAAAUGCUCAAUAAUAGUUCUGUUACCUUACCUACUCCACAUUGUCCGGCAGUUUUCCGGCGCCAUGGAUCGGAGGGCAGGGUGGAGGAGCUGGAAGUUGAUCAAUCUAAUUAUACCAAAAGAAUUUCAGCUCCAAGCUAUGUAAAUGAGGCAUCAAUUACUGAACCAUAUCCCAGAUGA
Coffea arabica (coffee) is the source of this 2034-nucleotide messenger RNA. The record is from RefSeq and is a predicted model, not a curated record. Lineage: Eukaryota; Viridiplantae; Streptophyta; Magnoliopsida; Gentianales; Rubiaceae.